GCACCACAGGCGAAGCAGCAACCAAAGCCUUGCACCUUACACUUGCCUACCAGUUCCCACCAUCGCACUUCUCUCGUCUGGAGUCACUUGUUGAUAUUGUGGACCCGAGAGCACCUGCAGCCUGGGAGGUGCGGCUCUACUCCAGGGACACCCGGAUUGUAGGAAAUGAGGUCCACAAAGUCCUAUAUUCUCAUGUCCCUCGAGAACCAGAUGAACUUGAGCUGCUCAUCGGCGAUUUUGUUUAUGUUAAUGGAGACGGUUUGGGUACAUCACCUGAUGGAUGGGUUGAAGGAACAUCGUGGCUUACUGGGAGUACAGGUUACUUGCCUAUUAACUAUAUUGAACGUACAGCUGAAUCAGAUGCAUGGACACUUCACAAGGCAAUUCCAGUUAUAGGCAACUCCGGUUUAGAAGGGCUGGAAACGGCAACUUUCCCACGCCGUCCCCCAAUUUCCUUGUCUUUGCUGAACCUUCUUGAAAACAGUGAAGGCUCAAGACGCUCAACUGAAGUGCUUUCAGAAUCAUCAUCAAUGGAUCGUUUACAUUCUCGACAGGCUUCCUUAGAGGCAAACCAAUCACCUUUGUUGCCAAAAUAUGAAGCUUUAGAUGCUCUUUAUGCCAAGGUGAAAAAGCCAAAGAAAGAUGCUCCCCUUUACAAGUUUCCAAUUGAAGGCCCGAGAAAGAUCAUCGUGGCUCGUCAUGGGGAGAGAGUUGACUUUACCUUUGGCGACUGGAUACGCUUUUGUUUUGAUGAAACAGGAGUUUAUACUCGUCGAGAUCUGAACAUGCCAGAAAAACUCCCAUGCCGGGUAGGAGCACCACACAGCUUCUAUAAAGACUGUCCUUUAACAAAUAUUGGCUUGCUGCAAGCCACUCUAGUGGGACAAGCUUUGAAAAACUCCAGUACAGAGGUGCAUCAUGUUUUCUGUUCCCCAUCUCUGCGCUGUGUUCAGACAUGCACCAAUAUUUUAAAAGGAUUGGGUAUUGCAGAACGAAUGCCAAUUAAUAUUGAGCCUGGCCUGUUUGAAUGGCUGGCUUGGUAUCAAGAUGGUUUACCUGUUUGGAUGACUUUAGAUGAGCUGAUUGAGGCAGGGUUUAACAUAAAUCGUAAUUAUGACCCCCUUAUCCGGAAGGAGGAGGUCAAGGACACCCAUGAAAGUUGUGAGCAGUAUUAUGGAAGAAAUGCUUAUGUGACCCAGAGUAUUAUUAAUACAACUCAAGCUCAAGGAGGAACAAUAUUGCUGGUUGGUCAUGCAGCGACCUUGGAUACGUGCACACGACAGUUAGUUGGAGGUGCGCCAAGAUCAGCCCACGAGAUGACAUCUAUUAUCAAAAAGGUUCCCUACUGUUCCUUUUCCAUUGUGGGCCAGGAGACGUCUGGCGCCUGGUCGCUCCUCGAACCUCCCUUCCCUCCUGUGACCCACUCGGCAAAUAUGAGAUACGACUGGAAGGUCCUCGUCCCGUAGUUGUUUCCGUCCCUUCCCUCCCAGUGUCGAAUAAGUGUAAUGUGAUUAACAGUUGGAAGCCCUUUCUAACCAUGGCUUUGAACUCCAAUACUCUUGAAUGGCUUGGAAGAUUUAACAAGUACAGUUUUUGUCUGCUACCCUGAUGGUUGAAGAGAUGAAGAUUUGUCCAGGUAGUCUUAUGAUUUGUAGAGUGGCAGAGAUGUGGUGCUGUGUUAUCAUUGGAAAGAUUUUUUUAUUUUGUUUUUUUUUUGUGUAUGAUGGGUCAGAUGAUGUUCUUACUAUAUAUAUCAUAUAAUUGCACCAAAAAAAAUCAUGGAGAGUUAAUAGCUCACAGAUCCUUUUAUUUGUUCUUUUUCUGUAUUCAAAACAAAGAUAACUGAGGUUAUUGUUGUUUUAGAAAGAAAUUUUCAAAGAGCAGGUAAAAAACAAAUGAGUACUUUUAGAUUACGAAAAUGCCAGGUUAUUUAUAUGUUUUGGAAUUGCCCACACUUCCCUGGAUUAUUCAGUCCUUUUGGUUUGAACAAUUAUCUCUUUACUUGCUCAGUCAUUCCCUGAUAGAGGGACUAUUGUCAGUCUUCAGGAUGCUAUUUUUCAUAUGCUUCAUGCUUCUACUUUUUUUUUUUUAGUCACCCAAUAAUCCUAGUAGUGGAACCAAUGGUGGAUAUAAAGAUAUCUUGAAUAUCCCUUCUCAUAUGGCAUAUAGUACAAACAGGCUUAGAAAGGGACCAAGAGGAUUGUAUAAACCACUCUGAAGGAAUUGCUCAUUUGCCAUUGAAUAUAGUCUUAACACAGCUGUACACUUGACAAAGAAGAAGUCUUGAAUGGUAAGGAACUGAAUUUGCAUGUUUGAUGUUUUAUGCUCAAGGCUGAGGAUAUAAGUAUUUCAUCUUAUUAAGGUUGAAGACACACUGCAUUCCAAAAUAUAAUGCUGAUGUACAUUUAGGUUUCAUUCACCUAGUCACUCAUGCUUGUAAAAUAACAUUACUUUGGCACCAGACUGGAAACUUUGCAACAUGUGGCUAAAAUCAGAGUUUCUCACUUGAAGUAUGAGCAAAAAUGUUGAGAAUAUGAUAAAGAUUAUCUUAAGCCUGACCAUCUCAAAAUUUAUUGUUUUAGACCAAAUUUAAAUAACUGAUGUUAUUAUUAGGAAAGCGAGUGUAUGUGCUGCACUAGUGCACAAGAUUCAAGUUCCUGAAGAAUGGUGACAAAGGAAAUGUAUAGCAGAACUUUUUAAUCUCCCAUAGCCACAAGUAUUUAACUGCUUUAACCACAAAAAUUCUUACACACAAAACAGCUUCUCAUUUUGCAGACUCUCCAGCUUAGGCUUCAUGUCAAGAGUUUUGGCAUAAGAAUGCAAAGGAUGUAGCUUGCAGCUUCUCCACAGGAUAGCUGAAUAACAUUUUAAAAUAAGUAAUGUAAUUUUUUUGCCAGGAAUUUUGUUGAAUUUCUUUUGUUUUCAUUUGAAUGAAUAUAACUAAUUCUGUUGCAUGCUAUCAUUGUUUUAUGUUUUGUAAUUCAACUUCAAUAAUUUUAACAAAUACUGGAUAAUCAUUACCAAUUCUUUUUAAGUGUUGAGAUAUAUAUUUUUAAUAUUCACUUAUUAUAGAUAUUGAGGGAUCUUACAUAGGCCAAAAACUCCCUCUGUACUUCUGAAAUUGGCUUGCCAGUUGAGAGAGGAAACCUGUAAUUCAGGAAUAGUUAAGCUUGUAGUUUUUUUAUCAUUUAAAGUGUAUGAUGUUGCCCUCAGAAAAGGUAAUUGUCACAGAAGCUAAUUUAGCCAAAUUUUUCAGCUAUCUUUCACCCUACUGUUUGUGAACUAGGAGAAAUGAGAACACUAUAAACAAGUGAAUGAACCAAAAGCAAAAUGUUCCUUUAGACAUGACUGAUCAUCUGUCAUUAACAUGAUGGCUCUGAUGAAAAGUAACAUUAUUAAUCAGUACACGGAUCAAGGGCAUUAAUAUACCUUUAUUCAGAAUUUUCUUUCAUUGAUUGUUGUUUUUAAGUUAGAUAUUUUAUUUCACUAUAUGCAUGUUUUCAUUUUAUGAGUAGUAUUCUAGAAAAGAGAGUUAAGAGAUCUUUAUUGUCAUGGUUUUUAUCAUGUAGGUCAUAGGUCACCUGACAGAAUAUUUAAGCAGACUUUUAGAAAUUGUUGUCAGGAUAGCUCAUCAGGAGUAUAUGGAUUAUGUAUAGCCACCUAAAUCACAUAUUUUUUUAUAUCUGCUUGUGAUUCUUCUUUCCCCAUCCCACUCCCCUUUCUGUCCCCUUUAACCCCUAAAGGACAAAAUUGGCAAUUGUUGUUCUCAGGUAUGUGUGAACACUGGGUGAACACUGCAGAAGGCAUCUCCCCAAACAAUUCCAAAUUAUUCAUAUUAGAAGUAUAUGAAUUAGAAUAAUUUCAGGUCAAGUAAUUGUGUAUGAAAGAAGACAGAGAACAAAUUGCGUUUUUUUCUAUUGUGCGUGCACAUGUAGCUCCAAACUCUGUGAUACUUCAGGGGUUAAAACAUUUUAUUUUCCUCAGCCAAUAUUCAAAGUUUUAGUGUAUUUGUACAUACUUGAGUAGACUCUGCCCAGUGAUAGUGAGAGAAAGACAUGCGAGUCUGUAGCCUCACCCACCGCACCUUACCACCGAUGGUUUGUGAUUUUUAUUACAUUUGAUUGUUGAUGAUUAGAAUGAUGAUAACUUAGGAUAAUUUGAAUAAACUUGUUAUGUAAUGAGUUAUAGUGUAUUUUGAAAUACAGUGAUUUAUGAUGAAUAAGUGUGCUCUCUUAUUGGAGAAUUUUUGAUGCAAGAAAUUUAUGAUGACUUUAUUUCAUCAGGAGGCUAUUUUAUUUUUUAUUUUUUUUUAAGAUAUUGCCAUUGUUACACUUUCGAUUGUAUGAUGUAGUUGUAUCAUUAGGUGUACAUUUUUUUCUUUUUGUCAUUCAAUUGAAAACCUAGAAGACUGGAAUGAAGGUACUCGAGUUCCUUUAUUGGUGUCAUCUUGCUUUCAAACCAGUUGUGGAAAAACUUUCUGCACUAAAUGUAUGAUCAUUUGCAUGUGUCUGUGAAAUGUGUUGUUGUAUUCCCAUAGGAAAUCCUUUGUCUGGCUGACCUGUUUGGCCUUUAAUGAGCCAAAUAUUUUGUGCGUCUAUUCCAGUUGGUCAAUCAUAUUUGCAGUUUUUACCUUUAUUAUAAGGGUUAAUGUGAUCUUUGCCUUAUAUUUGUCCUAGGAGCGUUAAUUAUGGCAAAAGAUGGGUAGCUUAGAGUAGCAUGAAUAGAGCAUAACUCUUAGCUGAGUAUUUGAAUUGGGAAAAUGAGAUACUGUAGGGCAGAAUGUGUAGAUAAUUGAUUGUUGUGUGUUGAAUGGUUACUAAAGAGAACAUUUCAAAAAGAUGUAGAAAGAGAAUGUGUAAACAUUGGCUUUAAUCAGUAUUCACUAGAUUAAAAACAAAAAUGGAAAAAAAUGUACUGUUGUGUCCCAGAUGACACCUUUAAUCAGAAUUCUUAAGCGUUAAUGAGCAUGUGAGUAAGUGCUUGUUGUGCAACUUGCUUUCCUUCGAUAGUAAACAUGGAGAGUUCAUUUUUAUUUUCUAGUCACCUGUUACCACAGUAUAGAUUUAGCUCCUAUGAUCCUCUGUUGCAGAUCAUAUUCAGAUUCCUUUGUCUUUCUCAUUUGCUUUUUUUUUUCUUCCAUUUUUCAUUUGAAAUGACUUGGCUUCUUAUUCCCACCAAAGUAUUUCAUGUUGAAAUGUCAUGGAUAUUUCACUAGUGAUUAUUGUCACAAACUGUAUAUAAUAUUUUACAUCCUGAGUGAUGAGUGAGCAGACAAUUCAUUCACUCUUUUCUAGCUUGGUUACGGAUGCUUUGAGAGUCAAAGUGUACACUUGUUCUGGUUUCUGUGUUUACUGAAACCCCCAAGUUGGAAUGCUGAUUCAAGUAAUGGCCAUUUUUGCACUUUCUUGACUUAGUGAUACUUCAGCAAAAGUAUUAGUAUUUAUGAAAAGCAAGACAUCUGUGAGGGACAUCCCAGUGAAUUCGACCAUCAGAUUGAUAUCCGUUAAGGCCUACAAUGACAAUGUUAACAAUGUAGAAAUACUCUAGCCAUCUAUGUAAAUGAUGAAGAAAUGAAUAUUACGGUGCUUUAAA
This is a messenger RNA of Penaeus vannamei (Pacific white shrimp), 5592 nucleotides long. RefSeq names its product Ecdysteroid phosphate phosphatase (gene Epp). Gene Ontology annotation, molecular function: protein binding. The record is from RefSeq and is a predicted model, not a curated record. NCBI's taxonomy places the organism in Eukaryota, Metazoa, Arthropoda, Malacostraca, Decapoda, Penaeidae.